AUGGCCACGCGUCUGCUCUAUCGAGCGUUACGACGGCGAUUGGCCCUAGUGGAUCCUCACUAUGUGAAAGCAAUUGAUAUCCCUGAAGAAAAGCUUAAAAUGGAAGCUGACCCCGAACGAUACACUAAGUAUCUCCGCGCUGAGCUCGGCUACCUAAUCCGUCAAGCAUUUGAACGUCCUCUGAAUGAUCGCCAUCAUCCCCGAUGGGUAGCUCAGUUUGAGCGUGGAGCACGUUUGGUUGACCAGUUUGCCGAUGCCAAUUAUGUCGUCCAACAGGUAUUGGAUCAACGCCACGAGGACUGGCUCCACCAACAAUGGCACUACGAUAACAUUAAGCAUGAAGAAGCUCAGCCUAAAGACACACACCGUCCUAGUCUACAUGAGAAACGUCAGCAAAAUACUGACCAUCUACUACGGCGGUGGUUCAAACAUGAACAACAAAACGGUGGUCUUCCCAUUCCACAAAAGCUCUCCUACGUCGAAAGAAUUGCUGAUACUACCCUUAACCCGUUUGGGGCGAUACCUGAGUCUACAAAGGCCAACUUGAUUAAUCAAGCCUACGACUCUGAUUACGUGGAAGGUAUCAUCAAACCCAGUCUUGCCUACGACAUCAAUCGCAAUCAUUACCUUCGUCAUCUCGAUGAUAUCGUCAACCAUCGAGGACCAUUCAAACCAAGGAUUCUGACGACAUCUGCUGGUCCCAAUGCUGCUCCAUAUAUACGCAUGCCCUACCGCCAAGACGAGAGUAUGGGAAAGCUAGCCGUGACAAUCAAACGCUGGCUUACCGCUACGAGAAUUAAUGCCAUUUGGCAACUGAAGCAGCCGUUGACUAAUGAAAACCAACAGAAAAACGGAGGCUAUGCCAUAAGGACUAGAGGCAACCAUGAUGAUGUCAUCUAUCCUCGAGCUUAUUAUGAACAAUGGGCCUCUGAUGAAGCUCAAUGGGAAGCUCUAAUCGAGGGGCGAGAUUUUGAUACCGUUCUCAAAGAGUGGAUUGGACCUUUGGACACUACCCUGAAGCAUCUACAAGAUCGGGUACAGCACUUUAAAUCUGAGAUUGGCGAUGUCAAGGCUUAUGAGCCUUUGCGUCAGCAAUUGGAAGAAGGUCUGAAUCAGCACUAUGACGACUUAGCCAACGUCUACGAACGGAUUUCGCAACAACUUCGAUCGAAUCCUCAUACUUUCAAACACGGCGAAAUCGUCAAUAGUGAUCGGAACCCCGAUGGAAGUGGCAAACAGUUGGGUGAUUACCUAAAAUCAUACAAGCAUUUCCAGUGGGGUGACGAAUUCUACGAUCGAUUCACCCGGCCUUCGACUACACGUGACCAUGUGACCCCCACCGAGCAGGGCGCGCAACCAGCAAGCCCCCCAAAUCUGUGA
Molecule: messenger RNA, 1380 nt
Organism: Diutina rugosa
Lineage: Eukaryota; Fungi; Ascomycota; Pichiomycetes; Serinales; Debaryomycetaceae
Exons: 1
Coding region: 1-1380 (459 amino acids)
Source: RefSeq, a predicted model, not a curated record